Molecule: messenger RNA, 804 nt
Organism: Hemibagrus wyckioides
Lineage: Eukaryota; Metazoa; Chordata; Actinopteri; Siluriformes; Bagridae
Gene: rln1
Product: relaxin 1
Exons: 2
Coding region: 89-640 (183 amino acids)
Cellular component (GO): extracellular region
Molecular function (GO): hormone activity
Source: RefSeq, a predicted model, not a curated record
CACUCGCACGGUAACUAAGCGCGCGCGCGUGUGUGAGUGUGUGUUUGAGAUUUACGUUUGAUUGUGCGCGUGCACGUCCCGAGUCGACAUGUCCCGGCUUCUGAUUCCGGUGCUCCUGUGCGGGGUGUGCGUGUGCGCGCGCGCCGUGCAGCAGCGGGACUACGGAGUGAAGCUGUGCGGGAGAGAGUUCAUCCGCGCCGUUAUCUUCACCUGCGGGGGGUCACGGUGGAGACGAGCCACUGACCAGGAGCUACCGGGACAGGAUCUGAACCUGCUGCUUUCUUACCGAAGCUCAUCAGAUGGAGACGAGCAACUCGGCUGGACAAAAAGCAGCGAUGCAGCUCCAGACAAACUAUCCUCCAUUCUCUCCUCCUCCUCCUCCUCCUCCUCCACCUCCUCUCUCAGUGACCUCCUCCAGGCCAUGGGAGCUCAGAGGAACACCAGAGACGAGUCUGAGGAGGUGCAGAGGAGCUGGCUGGACUUGCUCUUCUCCUCCAGGCCACUAGGGGGCGAACACGUCAGGAGUUUAGACCUCGACUGGCUUCGUGAGGACCGGAGGAGGCGUAACUACUCCCUCGGCCUGGCGGGGCUCUGCUGCAAUCAGGGCUGCACCAAGAACGACAUCGGACGCCUGUGCUGAGGAUGGAGGGAUGAAGCAGAUGAGUGCGGUCCAGGACUUUUACACACAGACGGACCUCUCAAUGCUGCUGCAGAAAAUGUCCAGUUUGUAAAUAUUGUGUAUGAUGCAACAAUAUCAAUGAACAAAAUAAAUGUAAGCAAAUAAAUAAAGAUUAUUGUCAGACA